GAAUCCAUCCGUGAUAGCGAGCGAUCACCCAAUUCUGUCUCAUCGCAAUCAUGGCUGUUGGAAAGAACAAGCGGUUGUCGAAGGGCAAGAAGGGCUUGAAGAAGAGGACCGUGGAUCCCUUCUCUCGCAAGGAUGAAUACUCCGUCAAGGCUCCUUCCACUUUCCAGAUCCGAGAUGUUGGAAAAACCCUCGUCAACCGAACCACUGGUUUGAAGAACGCCAACGACUCCUUGAAGGGCCGUAUCUUCGAGGUCUCGCUCGCCGAUCUGCAAAACGAUGAAGACCACGCUUUUCGCAAGGUCAAGCUCCGUGUCGACGAAGUCCAGGGCAAGAACUGCCUCACCAACUUCCACGGCUUGGACUUCACAUCCGACAAGCUCCGCUCCCUCGUGCGCAAGUGGCAAUCCUUGAUCGAGGCCAAUGUGACCGUCAAGACCACCGAUGACUACCUCCUCCGUCUUUUCGCCAUUGCUUUCACCAAGAGACGCCCCAACCAGAUCAAGAAGACCACAUAUGCUCGUUCUUCUCAGAUCCGUGCUAUCCGCAAGAAGAUGACUGAGAUCAUCCAGCGUGAAGCCGCCAGCUGCACCUUGUCCCAGCUCACAACCAAGCUCAUCCCCGAAGUUAUUGGACGGGAGAUUGAGAAGUCCACCCAGGGCAUCUACCCUCUCCAGAACGUUCACAUCCGCAAGGUCAAGCUCCUCAAGUCGCCCAAGUUCGACCUCGGUGCCCUUUUGAACUUGCACGGUGAAUCCACAACCGAUGACCAGGGCCACAAGGUGGAGCGGGAAUUCAAGGAAACCGUCUUGGAGAGUGUUUGAUUUAGUCUCACAUUUUCUAGCAUCAAAAUCAAACGUUUAUUCAAAAAAGGGAUUUUUUUUUCAUAAAAUACUUGUCCAAAAAUGUCAUGACGGUUCCCCCUCCGAAUUCUUUCUUCAUAUCUCUUGUUUUCUUUUGUUGCGUUUUUAAUGAAAACAAUACCUGGUAGUUUAGACAACGGUUUGAGUCAUUCCCAGAACGGAGCACAUAGGGUUUAUUGAGGUAUUCCAGUGUGGUCUAUGUCAGUUACUAGGUAUUCAUCUAUGAGUUCUACGAUUAC
Molecule: messenger RNA, 1099 nt
Organism: Talaromyces stipitatus ATCC 10500
Lineage: Eukaryota; Fungi; Ascomycota; Eurotiomycetes; Eurotiales; Trichocomaceae
Product: 40S ribosomal protein S1
Exons: 5
Coding region: 51-821 (256 amino acids)
Biological process (GO): translation
Cellular component (GO): ribosome; cytosol
Molecular function (GO): structural constituent of ribosome
Source: RefSeq, a predicted model, not a curated record